AAUUGUAGUUUAACGCUAAACUACGUACAUAAGUACUAUAAUAUAAGUAAUUAUAUUUCAAAAUACAUUAAAAAUAAACUCCAUUUAUUGGGAGUUAUUUCAAAAUAGCAAAACAAGAAGGAAAAUAUAGACCAGACUCUGGAAUUAUGGGUGCUAGUUUGAAUUUCCCCUCUAGAUAACGAUUGUUUAGAAUAACCGCCAAACACUUUAUGAAUGAAUGCCGCUGAAAAUGGUACCCAGAUCUUCAUGCUUGUUGCCCGUGUUGCGAUGCGCUUACGCAGCUCUAUGUUUUAUUGCAUUGAAGCAUAACAACUACUCCCCUCCCCCCGGUGGGCUAAUCCUCGACAUGGAGCCGUUCCAUUCGUUUUCGUCGAAUUCUCAAGAGCAUCGUCGUGAGACAAACCAAAUGUUGAAUCACUUCGAUUCAUACUCGCGUCGUAUUGCAACUUCUACUUCUGUACCGUUUCUGGAGUACCAAUACUGCACUCUGCGCCCUGGGCUCUUGAAGGAGAACGAAGAGAACCGACAACAACCACAAAAACACACAUCUGCAUUCCGGGUGUUUGCGUUCAUUUUGCCGGCCAGUUUUCCCAUCCCAUCCGGUUUCAGUUCAUUUGCUCAGCUGCGCUUCUAUCCCGCCUUUUUCCCGUUCUUAUGAAAGCUGCCCCAGUCGUGUCCAUACUAUAUGGUCCGCGUAUGGUAAACGCAUCUGUUCUGAACAUUUCUCCACCACUUCGCACUCGGUCGGUGGGGUAAUUUUUUUGUGAGGGGUGGUGGGUUUCGCGCUGUUCGGUGGUGUGGUGUUACACACUGUAGCAGCACUCAGCACCCUUCGACUUAUCUUCCAGCUAGUGUGCGCAUAUGUGAGGGAUGUUCGCCAACCGUUUUAAUCGCGCACCACAGUCGUCGCUUGCAUCGCGUACUCCUCCGCCGUGUUUCCCCCCAAACCAAGGGCUGAUCGCGUAUUGCGCUCGCAAGUCUUAAGAACCAUAAGAACCUAGCUGGGUGUCUGUGCGUCUUUGGAGGCGUUCUUUCGUUUUCAUAUUUAUCACUCUCACUUUCGCCCAUCCAGCCCACUCCAGCUGCUGUUUGUGGCCGGCACAACAGUUCAUACUCAUUGGCGCAUUGUGGUGGAUCGUGUGACGCUGGUAGCAUUCACAGCUUUACACAGCUACAGAGCUAAAAAUCUCUCUGUGGCUGGCCCUAUCAAAAAUUCGACUUUUGUUUGCUGACGCCAAAAGCACGGUUUCGUGCCAAUGAUUGUACGGUUUCGCAUAUCGCGCGAACGUUAGUGAUCCGCGUGCUUAAUCAAUUACGAUCACCCGCGAAACUAGGCCGAUCGCUUCCGGGGUCGAUCGCAUCGGUUCGAGUGUGUGUGUCUGUGCGUUGUCAAUAGUUGCAUUGUUUGAAUGAUUCUUAGUAUCUGGCUAGUGUCCCCAACAACUAACACCACAAUGCCAUUAUGUUACACGUGUGUGGUGAAUGAAACAAUAUUUAAUUAAUUCCCCUUUAAGCUCUCGACGUGUGGCAGCAUCUCGUGAUCUCGAGGCGUGAAAAAGAAAACCAACAGUGUUUAAUCAUGAGUAACGGCUCGGUCGGAAAUCUCACCGAUCCCUGCAGCAACUACGCAGAAGAGGAUGGUGUGUUCUGCUCCACGGAAAUAUCGAUCGUGGCCGCAUCGAGUGCUACCUUUAUCGCGGUACUGGGAACAAUCGGAAAUGUGACGACUUUACUAGCGCUCGGUCGAAACCGCCCGGUACGUCAGCGACGGCGUCAACCGACAACCGCUUUCGUAAUGUCGCUGGCCACCGCCGAUUUACUGUUUUGUGUUGCGGUUAUGCCUCUCAUGGCGCUUCGUUACGGUCGACGAAGAUGGCCAUUCGUUGCCAACAGUUUGUGGUGCAGACUGUUUCCAGUCGCACUGUAUGGAACGGUGGCCACAUCCGUGCUGAGCUUGGUGGCAUUAACCGUCAAUCGGUAUGUGCUGAUAGUGCAUCCCAGCUGGUACGGAUCGGUUUAUCGUACGCCCGGUAUGGUACCAUUGCAGUUGGCAAUUUGUUGGGCCAUUCCUUACGGUUUGAUGGCUUUGCCACUAUUUGAACUUUGGGGUCGUCUAGGAUUCGAUCGCCGAACAUUCUCCUGCACAGUUUUACCCUCGAUCAGUUCGGCGGGCAAUUUUUCCGCCAGUCCAAAGAAAUUCAUAUUUAUCGUAGGAUUCGCCUUACCAUUCUGCGCUAUCGUAUUAUGCUACACGGCCAUCAUCGGUGCAGUUCGACGACAGCGGCGCAAUAUGCAACGAUAUACAGCCAAGCCGACCGUUUCAGCUACUUCCACACCCGGUAACAUUCCGGGAUCCAGUAAUGACGAUGAUGAGCGGCAUUUGACACGCACAACGGCCGCUAUAUUCGGAUGUUUCAUGCUCUGCUUUCUGCCACUAACGAUCGCCAACGUGCUGUUGGAGGAUGCUGCAUCGGCUGGAGAGGCAGGCGAUGUUCACGUGCUCGCAUCGAUCCUCACUUGGCAUUCGGCCGUACUUAAUCCCUUCAUCUAUGCGCUCGGUAGUCGGCACUAUCGCAACGCUUAUUGGGCCGUUCUUCGCUGUUCUGAUUGCAAAAGCACAACAUCCCAGCGAAGGAUUACUUUCCAUCGACAGCAGUCGCCUAUGACUCCGGGCGCAACGAAGUCAACUAAAGUUGGAAGUGGUGCUGCGGACAAUACGGGAAGUGGAACACAAAAUAAUUCGGAAGUGUAACAAAUUGAAAAACCAAAAAACUAAACAUAAUCAUCCAAAGAUUAAGAUUCCAGUACAUAAAUUUUAAUAAAAUUCUAACUCAUUGUUUAAGAUUGAUUGUUUUAUUGCCGGUAAUUGAUAGUACAAGUGGCAAAAUAUUAUCUUCAAUUGUUAAAAAUUAAAUUUAAAACAAUUCGAUGCGUAUUUUUUUAUUAAUCCGCUAGUGAUCUUCACUUACAUAAAUGGUGAUCAUUUUAACGUCCCAUACUUAUGGCUUUCACUAUAACA
Molecule: messenger RNA, 3019 nt
Organism: Anopheles funestus (African malaria mosquito)
Lineage: Eukaryota; Metazoa; Arthropoda; Insecta; Diptera; Culicidae
Product: protein trapped in endoderm-1-like
Exons: 4
Coding region: 1580-2752 (390 amino acids)
Biological process (GO): G protein-coupled receptor signaling pathway
Cellular component (GO): membrane
Molecular function (GO): G protein-coupled receptor activity
Source: RefSeq, a predicted model, not a curated record